Molecule: messenger RNA, 3024 nt
Organism: Bacillus rossius redtenbacheri
Lineage: Eukaryota; Metazoa; Arthropoda; Insecta; Phasmatodea; Bacillidae
Product: DNA polymerase beta-like
Exons: 5
Coding region: 598-1569 (323 amino acids)
Biological process (GO): double-strand break repair via nonhomologous end joining; base-excision repair
Molecular function (GO): DNA binding; DNA-directed DNA polymerase activity
Source: RefSeq, a predicted model, not a curated record
UACGACCGUAUAUUUACGUUUUCGUUAACAAUUGAUGUGUGCUACGUCAGUACAUUUACGUUAGCUGUUUUUUCCCCGGAAAGUGCUGCUCUCUCUUGGGGCGUGUUCAAGUUGUUGAAUGCAGCGCUGUUUAGUUGAACUAAUUACUACAGUUCACCAGUGAAUCAGUAGAUGGCGUGCGCUGUCAAUUCUUUGUGAAUAUCGUGGGCACAGAUUUUUAUGCUGCUAUCUAUUUUCAAGGUAUCGAUCGGAGCGCUAUUUAGUGUAUCUAAAUACGCAGUUAGUUUUUCAAUAAUAGAUAGCGUGAUUUUCAAAGAAAAUGUGCCUAAUGAAAGCACGUUUUUACCAAUGAAUAGCAUUCUUUUGUAAUAUGAGUUCGAUAAAUAUAUGGCAUAUUUUUGAAACAUGUGUAUAUGAAUUUAUUAUUUCAUAUUAUAUUACGUACGUGUUUUUUGUUUGCCAUGGCAAGUGCAAAGGUGCAUUAUGUAAAUGAAAGGAAUCCAUUAGUGCGGAUUUUCCAUGAAUACAUUUUCUCAUUGUGAGUUUUCUUUUAGAUUGCAAAGUGAAAUAAAUAUAAUUUUGUAAUUUUUUUACGCAAUGGCUAAUUACAGCGGAUAUGUUGGACUCACAGAAACUGAGGCGCAACAAAUGUGUGAACUGAUAAGCACAGUCGAGUCGGAAUAUUCAGAAAGUGAUUUUGAAAACAGUGAUAGCAGUGACAGUGACAGUCUUGAACCACCACCGAGAAAACGAAGUUCACAAAAUCGCGCCGCGGAGAAAAAAUUCGCUUGGAUCAGGGAAGAUGACACUUCGAAAGCCAUCAAUUUGCUGACACGUGUGUCUGGAAUAGGACCGGCUAAAGCAAAGGAGUUGGUCGAUUCAGGCAUUAAAUCUAUUGAAGAUCUUGAAAAGCAUAAGGAUAAACUUAAUCAUCAUCAGUUGAUUGGUUUGAAGUACCUAACAGAUUUCGAACUGAGAAUCCCAAGAGAUGAAAUAGAAAAAAUUGAAAAGAUAAUAAAAGAAGAAGUCAAGGCAUUAGAUCCAGAUUAUUUAGUUACAAUUUGUGGAAGUUACAGGCGUGGAAAGCCAGACAGUGGCGAUAUUGACGUGCUGCUCACCCACCCAAGUUUCACUUCCAAUGAUGGUGCAUCGACAAAAGCUCAGCUGUUGAAGAAAGUGGUUUCAUUGCUGGAAUCUAAGAAACUUAUUACUGAUACUAUUUCUCUAGGAGAUGUAAAAUUCAUGGGCGUGUGCAGUCUGGCAGCACUGGCCGGUGACGACGAAGGGGGACGCUGCCCAAUGAGGCGGCUGGACAUACGCCUCACGCCCCACGACCAGUACCACUGCAGCGUCCUCUACUUCACCGGCUCCGACGUCUUCAACCAGAAGAUGCGGGCCCAGGCGCUGGAUAACCGCUUCACCCUCAACGAGUACUCGCUGCGACCUCUCGGCAUCACCGGUGAGCACCCCGCGGUCGCCGCACUAUUUCACCUACUUUCCAGGUUUCCCUGGCCAAAAAUUAUUAUUUCCAGUGUAGGAUUUAUUUUAGAAGGUAAAAAAAUUUAUUGAUGAACAUAUUAAUCAUUAGUCUUACUUUAGUAAAACUUACUACCAUAAUAUGAAUGCCAAAGAUUUGCUUAGUUUCUGUGCUGGCCAAAUCUCGGAGCAUAAUAUGAAGGGUGAUACAAAUACAUUUUAUUAUUUAAAUCCGAAGCCUAUUAAAACCGUUCAGUGAAAAAAAGGUUACAAUACAAAUACCUGUAUGCCUCUUCCCAUGUCUGUAUUGUACAGAUUAAAUUCCCUUAUUCAAUUGUAAAAGGGGGUGCCUUUCUAAGUGUUGAGGGAGGCCAGAACCUGGCAUGGACUGGGGUAUACGUUAAUGGAAUAGAUCAGGUAUGCAAGGUAAAUGGUUUCAGGUACACAGACAUUUUAUUCAAAUUCAAAAUUAAUUCAAAAAACAUUACGUUAACAUUUCUGAUAAAGUUAAGUGAAAACAAUGCAAAGCUGAAUACAUAAAUUGCGAACAAUUUCUGACAAGUCGAGUUAUUUGACAAUUAUAAUUUUAAUGGGUAAGCCGGCUACACUGUAAGCGAUCCAUACAAUGGAUCGUCAAAAAGAGACAAUGCGUAGUUAACUCGAAACACAAGCAUUGCCACGAAUGAAGUUAAAUUCAUUUUUGGUAGAAUUACAAAACUACUGCAAAGUGCAGGUACAAGAAAGAAAGAAUUUACAUUAUUCUUUAAUAAACUUUAACAAACAAAUACGUGCGACGACGUCUCAAGGGGAGAUAGUUACAAACAAAAAAAAAAUCUGAAGCGAAGAUGAAGGUAAAUUUAAUGCAAAAAUCCAAACAUGUUUUUCAAGGUGGCGGCCUUAAAGGAAUUUAGACAGAACAAAUGCAAGAAUAAAUGACUCUACAUUAAGGUGAGAGCCACCACCUCACUGACGACUCAAACCAACUUACAUUUCUCCCCUGAGGUCGCACACGCACGAAGUUCAACUAGAACCUCUCGGACUACAUGCUAGUAGAAUUACAACAGAUCAGCUACUGCUGACAACCGAGCCUGACUAAGUAAACCAGUAGAAGAAGGUCCUCAACAUGGUUGCAGCUGAAUUUAUAAGCUUGCGCCGCAGGGCACGCAUGCACCGAUCAAGUGGAGGGGGAAACGAGUAAAAAUUGAACAUCACUAGGAAGGGGGAAGGGAGAAGGGAGGGAGAAGGAGGAGGGGAACGGAAUGCCGGAGGCCCGCGACGGCGCGCGCAGUUUUAAAUCUAGCGGACCCGACCGCUACACAAUAUGUACUUUUAUUUGAAUACUCAGUGUACACCAUCCAACUAAAAAACAAUAUGUCAGAAUAUUCAUAACAAAACAGUUCAUUGUUAUCAUACGUAAUAAAUCCAUAUGGUUAGUAAGUAUUAUGAAGCAAAAUCAAAAACAAAUAGUUUUAUCUAGUGCCCUUCCCAGUAAUUUUUGAAAUUAAAAAAUUGGUGUUUCAAUCAAAUGUGCUAACCAAAAAAAUAAAA